Messenger RNA from Hemiscyllium ocellatum (epaulette shark), 993 nucleotides. Its product is annotated as BPTI/Kunitz domain-containing protein. Lineage: Eukaryota; Metazoa; Chordata; Chondrichthyes; Orectolobiformes; Hemiscylliidae. The transcript has 7 exons. Gene Ontology annotation, molecular function: serine-type endopeptidase inhibitor activity. Bases 61 to 993 code for a protein of 310 amino acids. The record is from RefSeq and is a predicted model, not a curated record.
AAAAACAACUGAAUUUGGAAAAGAACAGUACUGACAGAGAGCAGAAGGUCCGUUUACACCAUGUGGAAUCUCGACAUCUUUACUGGAUGUAUCGGGCUGCUUGCCGUCCAUUUCAUUGCCUUUACUGUUGGUCAAAGGCCUUUGGCUUGCAACUUGCCCAUGGAUGAAGGACAAGCUGGAAAUAACCCAUCUGUGAAAUUUUAUUACAAUCGAACCAGUGACCGGUGUAAGAUUUUUGCCUAUAGAGGAGCUGGAGGAAAUGCGAACCGCUUCUUCACAGAUAAACAUUGCAUGAGGAACUGUUCCAGCCUGGCAGAUGACAUCUAUCCCGAUGAUGACCGGGCUUGUUUGCUGCCAAAAGACCCUGGAGAUUGUAAAGGACGUUUGUUGCUUUAUUAUUUUGACAGUGCAAAGAAGAAAUGCAAAACCUUUUUGUACGGAGGAUGUGGAGGAAAUGGAAACAAGUUCUUCCGCCUUGAUGCAUGCAAUUCACUUUGUAUCAGUAAAAUGGGAGGACCACCUGUUGAAGAUGAUGACGAAUCGCAAGUGGAUGAAGGUCUAGCGGUGGGACUGGGAAUGGGAUGUGCCAUCCUGCUCACUCUUGCUGUUGCACUUGCAGUGUUUUUCACACAGAGGAAGAAAAGAGCUGUGUCUUUGACUGAAAUGGUAUUGGAUCUGUACCCUUAUUUAGAAAAGAUAAUUGAAGAAAUCUGGAUGAAACCUGAAUAUCUGUUCUUUGUUUUUGAUGGAUUAGAUGAGUACAAGUGCCAGAUUGAUUUCACUGGCCACGUGGCUGGUGAAAUCUCUGUUCCCAGCCGGCCGACUGCACUUGACUCAUUGGAAAAGGCCAAGGUCAAUCUUUGGACUGAGACCCUGGGCUUUCUCGCUGAUGAAAGAAAAGAGUUUUUCAGAAAGUUUUUUGGGAGUGAAGAACUCGCUACCAAUGUCUUCAAACAGUUAGAGGAGAAUGAGAUCCUGUACACCAUAUGCUAG